Belonocnema kinseyi is the source of this 2221-nucleotide messenger RNA. RefSeq lists its product as uncharacterized. NCBI's taxonomy places the organism in Eukaryota, Metazoa, Arthropoda, Insecta, Hymenoptera, Cynipidae. The record is from RefSeq and is a predicted model, not a curated record. The transcript has 6 exons. Bases 1045 to 1992 code for a protein of 315 amino acids.
AGUGGAAUAUCUGUGUCAGCCGCACGAAGUGACAAGAGAGACAAGUGUCAUGGCUGUUAGCUGAUUGCGUUAAACAUUUCUCCAUGACGUGAAAUGUGAGAAGCAAAAGUUAUUUUCGUUCAUUGUUUUAUGCAGUUUUUUUCGUGUUCGAAGAAGAUAAAAAUAUGUUUUGAAGCGAUAAUGUGUUAUACGAGGCUCUACAAUUAAAAAUCAAGAAUGUGUGGAACAAGGAUGGCAGGAAGGUGGACCCGGUAUUGCAGAGUUUUCUGUUUGCAACCAAUAGAGGCACAACAAUUUCUUAGUCGGCAUAAAGAGAAUCGUUUUGGUGAAAAAAAAAACAAAUCUCAACACUGAAAUUCGCGAUGUAAUUGAUUCUGAAGAAUUCAACAGUAGUGAAAAUGGAGAUAGUGAAAAGUUCUCAGUUGGUUCUAAAGAAUUUAAUAACAGUAAAACUGUGGGUCGUAAAGAGUUCUCAGAAGAAUAUAUCUACAUUCUAAACAAUUAUAAAGAAAUUGAGAAACAAAGUUUACAAUGGAUUGCUUAUUUGCACAAUAAUGGGGUAAAAAUAAUGUGGAUAUACAAAAACUGGAAAUUUGAAGCAGAAAAACACGUUGUUUUGUUAAGUAAUUUGUAACGUAAAAUAUUCCUUCAGUCUAAAAAGGUUUUACUGCAGCCAUACAAUAAGAUUAGAAAUGCAGAAGAUAUGAUCAAUCUAUUGAAAGAAGUUGGAAAUGUUAUUCUUGGAAAUAUUAUAUUACUUAUAAAAAUCAAUGAAAGGGAACUUCAUGUUAUCUCAAAAUUUAUUUUUUCAAGUCUAAGCACUGUGUGGGUUACGUGCCCAUGAAAAUAAAGCAAAAGUGUGGUCCUCGAAGUAUAAGAUGUCUUCCGUGCAAGAAACUUAAAAAAUAUUAGCAACAAAAUUAUAAAAAGAAAAGUAUCCUUCAAACAUUGAAAGAGAAGUUAAAUGAAAAAAAGAAUCGUUGCAAGGCAAUUGUGGAAUAUAGAAAGAGACUUUAAAAGAAGUUUUUCUGUGUUGGGGAUGUCAUGGAGCUUUUUAAAGAUGAACAUGAUGACCUAAAAGACACUGAUCCAUCUAUAAAAUUUUGUAGAAGGAUAAAAAAGCUCAUUUCUGUUAUGAAUGGUAGAACACCUUUGGAGAAACUAGUUCCCGGAAACGAACAUUGGCAGAGGUUUUUUGGAUUAAUGAGAGAGAGAGAGAGAGCUGCGGAGCAAAUUGACCACCCGGAUUCGUCAGUAUUCAUUCAAAUGUUUCGGCUCGUAUCGACAUAUUCUCUAGUGAAGCCGGCUAAGGGAUGCAACGUUACCAAGGGUGGAAUGAUGGAUGCACUACUAAAAUUAAAUGAUAUUGCUGACAAGAAGGUAAGGCAGCUUCAGUGGAAUAAGAAAAUUGAUCACAUAAUGGAAAAUGAACAAGGGGCCCCAAUUUUAGAAAGCAGGCCAGAGAUAUUGGAACAAAAUAAUUUUUACAUGAACAACAGUUCGGCUUAUGCUGUAGCGUAUGUAGCGGGAUACGUAGCCAGGCAAGCGUCCGAAAGAUUCGUAAAAUUUUUAAAUAAUGGACAACCUUUUGUUUGCCAAAACUGUAUUGCAACAUUAAACCUUGCAUUAUGUGAAACAAUAUCCAAUAGUCAUAAACUAAUUACAAUAAAAACAAAAGGUUUUUUAAAAUACCCUUCCAUUCAACUUUGCGAUUUGGUAGGGCUCUUGGAGAGGACGUGCGUUGCAGUAAGUCAAAAACAAGGCGUACAUAGUGAAUUGAAUAUAACAAAUGAAAUUGAAAACUUGUAUCCUCUUCCUAAAGUUGGUUGUAAAGACCAUAAGAUACAAGUCACAAGAAGCAUCGUUAGAUUCUUUUUAACAUUCCGAAUGUUGUCUAUUGCUAAGCAGUCAAAUAAACGUGAUAAUAUUGAGAGAGAAAAGACCAAGGAAAAGAGGAAACUAGCAAUAUUAUCUUACUCAAAUUCAGUUUAAACGAAUUUACAUCUCCAAGCGGCUCGUGUUUCAAAACCUAUAGUUAAUAAUUUUCAAAAUAGAGUACGUAGAAAACGAAAACUUCCUGUGAAGACUAAUUAUGAUAAGGAAAACAAAAUAAAGACUUCAAAAUUGUCUACUUGAUGCCUUUCUUAAUAAAAACUACUUUUUGAUCCUUGAAAUUUGUGUCAUUCUUAAAAAUUUUACUCUUCAAAUUCCAGUGUAAUAU